Messenger RNA from Cynara cardunculus var. scolymus (artichoke), 1566 nucleotides. RefSeq lists its product as uncharacterized. The transcript has 2 exons. The record is from RefSeq and is a predicted model, not a curated record. Lineage: Eukaryota; Viridiplantae; Streptophyta; Magnoliopsida; Asterales; Asteraceae. Bases 1 to 1566 code for a protein of 521 amino acids.
AUGGAAAAAUAUUUGAAACGAAAAGCUUCAUCAUCAACCGGUAAUAAUGAUGCAUCCAACAAUGUGAUUGAUGUUAACGAUCUUCCUUGGGAUCCAUCAGAGAGAACCAAAAUUAUAAUUUAUAACCCAAAUCAAAGAGACGAAAUUAGACGGCAAUACUUGGUAAGGGGUCCUUUUCAACCACGAGGUCACAUCUUUCCAACCAAAGUUAUAGGGGCUAAAGGAAGACGGUUUGUUGUUACUUGGUUUGAUCAAUUUCAAUGGUUGGAAUACAGUGUAAAAGUAGACAGAGCAUAUUGUUUGCCUUGUUACUUGUUCAGAGACCAAGGUGGGAAUCAUGGGAUAGAGGCAUUUGUGGCGGAGGGAUUCAAUAGUUGGAGUAAAAAAGAUAGACUUAUGCAUCAUGAGGGUGAGGUUAAUAGUUUUCACCAUAAAGCACUUAAAAAAUGUGAAGAUUUGGUUAACCAAAACCAAUCAAUUGUUAUUGCCCUUCGUAAACAAACAGAACUCAUGAAGACCGAGUACCACAUGCGAUUGAAUGCUCCCGUUGAAGUUUGUAGAUAUUUGUUGGAGAAUGCUUUACGAUUUCGUGGCAACAAUGAGUCGGAAAAGUCUAUGUACAAAGGGCUUUUCUUGGGGACUUUAAAAUUAAUCGGAAGAACAAAUGGGGAGACUGAAAAGGUUAUAUUACAAAAUGCUCCGAAGAACAAUCAAUUGACAUCUCCAAAGAUUCAAAAAGAUCUUGUUACUUGCUUUGCAGAAGAGGUGUUGAAAGGCGUUAUUGGGGAAAUUGGUGAUGAUGUAUUUGCUUUGUUGGUGGAUGAGUCUAGUGAUGUCUCUAGAAAAGAACAAAUGGCCGUGGUUUUGAGGUUUGUUGACAAAGUCGGAGUUGUUCAAGAAAGAUUUGUGUUCAAGAAAGAUUUUUCGGCAUUCUUCAUGUCAUGGAUACAUCUGCUGAAAGAUGAAGACAUCUUGGAAGCUAUUGAUUUGAUAGGAACAACCAAAGGUCAAUUACAAAUGUUGAGAGAAAAUGGGUUUGAUCAAGUUUUGGAGAAAUGCUACUCUUUUUGUGAUAAACAUAAGAUUGUGAAGUUGGAUAUGGCUGAAGCUUAUGUUAAUACAAAAAGUUCAAGGAAAAGGAUGAACAUUAACAAUCAACAUUAUUAUAACUAUGAUAUAUUCAACACUGUUUUGGAUAUGCAGAUCCGAGAGUUUGGUGAUCGUUUUGGUGAGAUAAGCAGCGACUUGCUUCAAAACAUGGCAGCUCUGAAUCCACGCAAUUCGUUUUCUCAGUUUAACAAAUCAAGCCUAUUGAAGUUGAGUCAUAUGUAUCCCCGAGAUUUUGAAGACAAGGAAAGGAUCAUUCUUGAGCACGAACUUGACAUCUACUAUCAUUCUGUUUAUAAUGAUGUCAGAUUUGCCAACUUAAACGGUAUUGCCGACCUMGCCAGAUUAAUGGUGGCAACAAGAAAGCAUCUUUCUCAUCCUUUAGUCUACCGGUUAUUGAAACUAACAUUGGUUUUUCUGUUGCAACUGCUACUGUUGAAAGAUGCUUUUCGGCGAUGA